Gambusia affinis (western mosquitofish) is the source of this 2843-nucleotide messenger RNA. Its product is annotated as diacylglycerol O-acyltransferase 1-like. Gene Ontology annotation, biological process: triglyceride biosynthetic process. Lineage: Eukaryota; Metazoa; Chordata; Actinopteri; Cyprinodontiformes; Poeciliidae. The coding region runs from base 588 to 2105 and encodes 505 amino acids. Gene Ontology annotation, molecular function: diacylglycerol O-acyltransferase activity. The record is from RefSeq and is a predicted model, not a curated record. The transcript has 17 exons. Gene Ontology annotation, cellular component: endoplasmic reticulum membrane.
UAAAACAGGCAAAAGCAGCAGAUCGACAACACGGUUGUUUCAUUGUUGGGCUUGCAAGCCGCCUCGACGCUCUUUCUUUUAUUUCAUGACAUUUUUAACAUAGACGUAAGAUAAUGAACAGAUAACUUUAUCUUACACGUUCAAUAUGUUGUUUAUUCAAGACUCCUAAAGUAACUGGCAUUCCGUGAUCUAAAUAGCAUUCCCUAGCUUUUUUCCAUCAUGUUUGUUUGUUUCAUCGCUGAAACUUGUCUCCACUUGCUAUUUAUGAAUUGAGUGACAGCCCCGGGAUAGGACUCACCUGUUGGUUACAGUUUUCACCAGUCAAACGGGUUCAUAUUGGUUUCACCUAAGUAACCAUACUUGUGUGGCUUCAUGAAUCCACUCCCACUUCAAAGUCAACUCUGGAAAUCUGAGCCCUGGGUGGAUUGUGUUUUUUUUUUCCCCCGUAGUUCACUUCCUCCUUUAAUACUCAAGCACUGCAGGCUGAAUGUUACUGUAUCAACAAGCGCGGUAUGUCCCCGAGCAAUGAGUCGAAACAGGGGGAGUAGUACACAGUAAAAGUUUCACUAGUUUUAAUUCGGGUCAUUAUGAGUGACUUGAAUGUAAAUGGGGCUCUGACUCGCAGAAGAAGGGCGACUCUUAUAGAAGGGCGAGCUGCGACGGAGCCGGCGGUGAACGGGGAUUCUGCAACGGGGACGGCGAGUUUAGUGGACGGGGACUUCGGCCUCCACGAUGGACAGAGGAUACGGGGGUGUUCCCUGAAGCGGUCCGCUGCAAAGAGCGAGAAAAAGAAUCGCAGGGGUGAAGUUGGUGACCGACUGAGCUGUCACAAGGCACAGGAGUCUCUUUUGAGUUCUGCCAGCGGUUAUAGGAACUACAGAGGAAUAAUCAACUGGUGUGUGGUGAUGCUGGUCCUGAGUAAUGCUCGUCUCUUUUUAGAAAACAUUUUAAAGUAUGGUAUUCUUGUAGACCCCAUUCAAGUGAUUUCCUUGUUUCUGAAUGACCCCUACAACUGGCCUGCAGCGUGCUUGUUGAUUGUGUCCAAUGUGUUUAUUCUUGUGGCUCUCUACACUGAAAGGCAGCUGUCGAAGGGUUCAUUUAGUGAAUUUGCUGGAUUUCUGGUCCACUGCAUUAAUUUAUCAAUCUUGCUAACAUUUCCUGCUGCCGUGGUGCUGUGGGUUCCCUCUAUGACAUCAGUUGGUGGUGCGAUUGCACUCGGUAUUUACACAAUCCUCUUCCUGAAGCUGUAUUCGUAUAAGGAUGUGAACUUGUGGUGCAGGCAGCUGAGCACCGCCAAGGCCAAGAAACUGUCCAGGUCACUGUCUUGUCCUUCAUCACAGCAGUUUAAAGGGGGUGAACAGAAAGUGUGUUACCCUGGCAACCUUACAUUCAAAAAUAUGUACUACUUUGUCCUUGCUCCGACUUUGUGUUAUGAGCUCAACUUCCCUCGAUCUCCUAAAAUUCGCAUUCAGUUCUUGCUGAGGAGGCUGUUUGAGAUGCUGUUUUUCAUCCAGCUGUUAGUUUUUCUCACCCAACAGUGGAUGGUCCCCAUCAUUCAAAGCUCAAUGAAGCCUCUUGAAGACAUGGAUCUGUCCCUGAUGACUGAGAGACUUUUACGAUUAGCUGUCCCUAAUCACUUGUUAUGGUUGAUGUUUUUCUACUGGUUCUUCCACUCAUCUAUGAAUUUCACAGCCGAGCUGCUGCGCUUUGGAGACAGACAGUUUUACAAUGACUGGUGGAAUUCUGAGUCAGUGACUUAUUUCUGGCAAAACUGGAACAUUCCUGUACACAAGUGGUGUCUACGUCAUUUCUACAAGCCUCUGCUGAGAAAAGGAUUUAGUAAAAUGGUCAGCCAGUCAGCUGUCUUCUUCCUGUCAGCGUUCUUCCAUGAGUAUCUGGUCAGUGUCCCUCUCAGGAUGUUCAGACUCUGGGCUUUCACAGGCAUGAUGGCACAGCUUCCAUUAGCAUGGCUUGUUGGCCGCUUCCUGCGAGGUAACUACGGCAACGCUGCAGUGUGGAUGUCCAUCAUCAUUGGCCAGCCAUUUGCUGUAUUGAUGUACGUCCACGACUACUACGUGAUGAACUACAGCAAUGGAGCAGAAUAAUACACACACAAGCCAGUGUAGGUCAGACCUUGUUUUUUCAUGAUCUCCUCCCUCUGACUCUCCUGGAUGAACAAACACAUAAACGGUACUAAUACACAGCAAUGAACUGAUAUCACAGUCUACAUCUCAGGAUAAUCUCAGCAGAUUUUUUUUUUUUUUAUGAUUUUGUCAUGUUUACGUAAAACCUCUUGUAAAUUUUACAGAUGACAAAAAAAUGUUAUGAUAUUAAAGGAAUCAUGAAGUAACACUCUAACUAUAGCAGGGCCAUAGAAAAACUGCUAACUGCAGCUUUAUACUCAGGUGAUCGGUACUUUAGUGUCUUAUGUACGAGUAGGGGCUGAAACCUCUAGUGAAUGCAGAACUUGUAUUUCAGUCCAGGAAGAUAGAGUUUUGUUAAUUUUUUUUGUGACGUUAAUUUGAUUCUCUGGCUUUGUAAUUACUGAGGAAAAUGUAUUUCUAUCUAUCCAUCCAUUGUGAGGAGGAAUGAUUGUAUGGGGGAGGAUUCUGUUGUCUUUUUGCUUUAGGAUUUUUUUUCACCAGUUGUUGUAAAAUCAACAGUACUGCAAGUGCUCUUGAUUGUGAGAUUUGCAUUAUUAUUUUCACCUAAAGUGCCAUCUGAAAACAUGUCUAGUUUAUUCAAAAUCAUUCAUCUUUGUGGACUAUUGCCAAGUGUCAUAUGUUUAAACAAUGUCGUAUGGAAUAAAUCUGUAAAGAAACUGGAGAGAACAUUUUAUUUUA